UUAAAAUAUGUUAUCACUAGACAACAAACACAUAAAUUAAAUGUGUUAUCAAAUGUGCAACCUUACUUAAUUUACUUCUAGUUCUCAUUAAAUAUAAUUCAAAAUGCUUUUAAACAAUUUUACACUUAAUAUACUCGCAGUGUUUAUAACGGUACUAGUUGGUGUAAUAGUUUAUUUUAAAUGGCAUUUGUCGUACUGGGAUCGCCUAGGUGUUCCCAGCUUAAGUCCAGUUUUAUUUUUCGGAGACACGAAAAACCUUAUCCUUUCAAAAUGCACAAUCGGAGAACAAUUUAGAGUUUUUUAUAACAAAUUUAAAUCAAAGGGUUAUAAGCACGGUGGUAUUUUCUUUGGGCCGAUACCCUUCUACAUCGCUAUAGAUCCAGAAAUCAUCAAACAUAUCCUACAAAAAGAUUUCCAACAUUUCAUGAAUCACGGAUAUUACAUAAACGAAGAAGACGAUCCUUUGACUGGCCAUCUUCUCAACUUGGAAAAUGUUAAAUGGAAAAACAUGAGAGCGAAACUAACCCCGACUUUUACUUCCGGAAAAAUGAAAAUAAUGUUCCAAACUUUGGCCGAUUGUACCACUGGUCUAAAAAAAGUCAUGGACGAUUCAGCUCUAAACCACACUCCGGUAGAUAUCAAAGAUAUUUUUGGACGUUUCACGACUGAUAUCAUCGGAUCGGUUGCUUUCGGUAUUGAGUGUAACAGUCUCGAAAACCCUGACGCGGAAUUUCGGAAAUACGGUAAAAAAGUCUUCGAAAUUGAUUUUUUUGGCAGAAUUAAAACGCUUUGUACGUUCGCUAUUCCACACCCAAUUCUCCGAUUGUUCAGAUUUAAAUUUUACAAUUCUGAUGUCGCAACAUUCUUCAUGGACGCAAUUCGUGAAACCGUCAACUACCGAGAGAAAAACAAUAUUUACCGCAAAGAUUUUAUGCAUUUGUUGUUGCAAUUGAAAAACCGGGGUUUGGUCACAGAUGAUGAAAAAAUAACCGGCGAUAAAGAUAUCGUGACAGAAGCUUUAACUAUGAAUGAACUCGCAGCACAAGCCUUCGUUUUCUUCUUAGCCGGUUUUGAGACGUCAUCCACGGCAAUGACUUGGGCUUUGUACGAACUGGCGAUAAACCCAGACGUUCAACAAAAAUUAAGAGCAGAAAUAAACGAUGUUUUGAGAAAACACAACAAAUUAACUUAUGAAGCCAUGAUGGACAUGACUUACAUGGAAAAAGUUAUUUGUGAAACUCUGCGAAAGUACCCUCCAAUACCAGUACUUACACGAAAGUGCACAAAAGACUACACUAUCCCCAACACUUCCAUUCAACUCCAACGAGGAGUUUCAGUCUCUGUUCCAGUUUUAGCGCUUCACACUGACCCUGAAUAUUAUCCAAAUCCAGAAAAAUUCGAUCCUGAUCGUUUUAAUGACGAGAAUGUUAAAGCUAGACCCGGAUUUACUUGGCUUCCGUUUGGUGAAGGACCAAGAAUUUGUAUUGGGUUAAGAUUCGGAUUGUUACAAAGUAAAGUUGGACUGACCGCAGUUUUGAAACAUUAUCGAAUUAAAUUGAAUCAUAAAACGCAACUUCCUGUAACACUGAACCCACGAUCGUUUAUCACUUCCGCAAAAGGUGGAGUCUGGUUGGAUGUGGAAAAAAUAGAUUAAGACUUUCUGGCAUGAUAUUUAUGAUGGAAGUAAAUAAAUACAAUAAAUUAUAAAAUCUU
Tribolium castaneum (red flour beetle) is the source of this 1713-nucleotide messenger RNA. RefSeq names its product cytochrome P450 6BQ8. The record is from RefSeq and is a predicted model, not a curated record. The coding region runs from base 104 to 1654 and encodes 516 amino acids. Gene Ontology annotation, molecular function: monooxygenase activity; iron ion binding; heme binding. NCBI's taxonomy places the organism in Eukaryota, Metazoa, Arthropoda, Insecta, Coleoptera, Tenebrionidae. The transcript is spliced from 4 exons.